AUGAACUCGGGCACAGUACAGUAUUCCGGAGUGAAGUGCAGUGACGAAAAUCCUAGUGUGCUUACAGACGACGAGUAUAACUCCAAGAAGAAAAGAUACGUGAAAAAAGAUGGGAGCUGUAACAUGGUUGUGCAGCACGUUCCAGAGGAGUGGCUUCUCUGGAUCACUGACAUCUUCACCACCCUGGUGGAGAUCCGCUGGAGGGUCAUGUUCUUGACAUUUGCCCUCUCCUACAUUUUAUCAUGGCUCUUUUUUGGAAUUUUGUUCUGGAUCAUUGCAUUGACCCACGGCGAUAUGAAAGACCCCAACAAAGAGCCAUGUGUUUAUGAGGUUCGAAGUUUUACAGCUGCAUUUCUAUUCUCAUUAGAGACCCAGACCACCAUUGGUUAUGGCUUUCGGGGGAUGUCUGAGAACUGCAUGAUCGCCAUCAUCGUAGUUACCAUCCAAGAUGUCAUCAGUGUCUUCAUUGACACUUUUGUCAUCGGCAUCGCAGUCGCCAAGAUGGCAUCUGCCCGUAAGAGAGCCCAAACGGUUGGAUUCAGCAACUGUGCCCUGAUCAGCUUACGUGACGGUCACCUAUGCCUGUCGUGGCGGGUCGGGGACUUCCGAAGGAACCACAUGGUAGAAGGUACAGCACAUGCACAGCUGGUACGGCACCUGGCACACAGCACAGGAAAAGUUAACGUUACACACAAAGACCUCAACAUUGAAGAGAACAACAUCGUCCUGGCCACCCCAACAACCAUAGUUCAUAAAAUCAGCCCUGGUAGUCCUCUAUACAAGGUGAGCUUGAAGGACCUGAGGAAGGAGAACUUUGAGCUGGUGGUCUCUUUCACCUAUACAGACGACUGCACGGGCAUCCUUCACCAGACACGCACAUCCUAUACUCCAAGUGAGAUUCUGUGGGGCCAGCACUUUCAGGAGAUGAUCAGGGUUUCCCGCAGGAACUACAGAGUGGACUACGCCCUGUUCAACCACACAGUUAAAGUCCUGGUCCCAGAAUUAAGCGCAGAGGAGUAUGACCUAAAGAUGUGCUCUCAACAGCCAAAACACAAACCACUCCACAUAAGUUCUCCAACGGCAGCUGUGGAAUUGGUUAAUGAGAAUAGUCUUGAGGCAGAAAAAGCAUCCACCAGCAGUGCUGUCCAAGAACACGAGCUAUAACCGUAGAC
This is a messenger RNA of Sinocyclocheilus grahami, 1172 nucleotides long. RefSeq names its product inward rectifier potassium channel 16-like. Gene Ontology annotation, biological process: potassium ion import across plasma membrane; regulation of monoatomic ion transmembrane transport. The coding region runs from base 1 to 1164 and encodes 387 amino acids. NCBI's taxonomy places the organism in Eukaryota, Metazoa, Chordata, Actinopteri, Cypriniformes, Cyprinidae. The transcript has a single exon. Gene Ontology annotation, molecular function: inward rectifier potassium channel activity. Gene Ontology annotation, cellular component: plasma membrane. The record is from RefSeq and is a predicted model, not a curated record.